AUGUCUACCCCAUCGGCAAUGUUUGACAUGGCCCAAGGUCGUCGCGACCUGGCCGCCCUACCCUCCGACUGGCAACAAAACAUCAGAGAAGCUUGGGAAGUCGUCGACCAACAAGGCCUCGGCUCCCUCAACGCGCGCGAGUGGCCCUUCGCCCUCCGCGCCAUCGGCUUCGACCUAGCCCGCACGGAAACCUACGCCCUCCUCCUCGCCCACGGCGUGCCCCCCCACGACCACGACCCGUCGCGGGGCCCAUGCAGCCCCUCCCGCCUGCGCAUGCCGCAGGAGCACUUCUCCGCCAUAGCGGCGUGGCUGCUGAUGCGCCGCGAUCCGCAGGAGGAGGCCGAGGACGCGUGGAAGAUGUUUGACCCCCGCGGCACGGGGCGGGUCACGCUUGAGAGUUUGAGGGCGGUGUGCGGCGAAGUGAAUUCUACGCUGAGCGAGGCGGAUAUGAGGAGGAUGAUUGAUAUGGCGGAUAUUUCGGGUAAAGGGUGGGUUAGUAAGGAGGAGUUUAUCGAGGUUGCCAAGGGCGGAUUUGGUCGUGGUUAA
This is a messenger RNA of Colletotrichum godetiae, 546 nucleotides long. RefSeq lists its product as uncharacterized. The record is from RefSeq and is a predicted model, not a curated record. Lineage: Eukaryota; Fungi; Ascomycota; Sordariomycetes; Glomerellales; Glomerellaceae. Bases 1 to 546 code for a protein of 181 amino acids. The transcript is spliced from 2 exons. Gene Ontology annotation, molecular function: calcium ion binding.